Haliotis rubra (blacklip abalone) is the source of this 3293-nucleotide messenger RNA. RefSeq names its product zinc finger protein 91-like. The transcript is spliced from 3 exons. Gene Ontology annotation, molecular function: DNA-binding transcription factor activity; RNA polymerase II cis-regulatory region sequence-specific DNA binding. Gene Ontology annotation, biological process: regulation of transcription by RNA polymerase II. Bases 591 to 3128 code for a protein of 845 amino acids. The record is from RefSeq and is a predicted model, not a curated record. Lineage: Eukaryota; Metazoa; Mollusca; Gastropoda; Lepetellida; Haliotidae.
UUGAAAACCACUCAUAUCCGAAGACUACAAUGAGAGAAAAAAGGGAAACGACGGGUCAAACACAAAUUACAUGUAGAUUUGUGUAACUUUCUUGUUGUUUAUCCGACCAACAACUAUUUUUGUCGAGACUAAAGCUGAAGCUGCAUAGAGACAUCUUACGGCAUUGCUUGUGUAAAGCGUGACAGGUCAAGUUGCAGGCUCAACAUCAACCUUUGUCAUGGCUGCACAAGGUGAAGCGCAGACUAGUAGUCAAGUCACAGAGUGGGAUAAUGUCACCGAAGAAGCACAUUCCCUAACAACUGAUCCUCAGAAGCAGAUGGACUGUGACAGUGAUAGUGAUGGAGAUCCCGCAUGUGAGGGAAUGUGUACACAAACAGAUGACAUUGAUGAAGACGAUGAGGAUGACAGUGACAUAAAUCCUGAAUGCGAGGGAACCUGUACACAAACAGAUGAACACUACGGAUGUGACAAUGACUCGGACAUAGAUGCAGGAUGCGAAGGAGUAUGUACGCAGUUAAACGAAAUCACCCCAUAUCAGUGUACUGACUGUGGUGAAUCGUUUACUCAACCGGGAAGGCCUGAAGACACACAUGCAGUCUUACCAUGGUCACAGCAAAGCCAAGUCUCAUCAGUGUCCUGAGUGUGGGAAAGCAUUUGCCCGGUCAGCAGACUUAGACAGACACGUGGGGAGUCACACUGGAAUCAAAUCCCAUCAUUGUAAGGAGUGUGGGAAAGCUUUUACUAGUGCUUUCAGCCUGCAGAUUCAUUUAAGGCUUCACAGCAUUGUCAAGCCUUAUUUUUGUUGCGAGUGUGGGAAGGCGUUUGCACAUUUGGUUGGGAUUCAGCUUCACAUGAAGAGCCACAGUGGAGUGAAGCCCUUUGAGUGUGGAGAGUGUGGGAAUUCAUUUACAAAAGCUGGUAGUCUGCGAACUCACAUGAGAUGUCACACAAAACAAAAACCUUACCAGUGUGGACAGUGUGAGAAAUCCUUCGCAACAUCUGAUACCCUGAAGACGCACAUGAGAAGUCACACUGGAGUCAAACCCUACCCCUGUAGCGAGUGCGGCAAGGCUUUCACGACAUCAGGUAAUCGAAGGAGGCACAUGAGGUGUCAUAGUGGAGUGAAGCCUUAUCCUUGUAGUGAAUGUGAGAAAGCAUUCUCACGGUCAGCUGACCUUGAUAGGCACAUGAGGUGUCACAGCGGAGCCAAAACCCACAAGUGUCCUCAGUGUGACAAGGCUUUUGCAACACCAGGACAACUGCAGGAUCACAAGAAAAUACACAACGGAACUUCAAACGACUGCAUCGUGUGGAAAAAACAAGUGAUGAGAAGACAGACGAAGACAGCGCAUCCAUGGAGACAAGUGAUUGUAGGACGGGGGGAGGAUAAUGCGUCCAUUUCCAAAAGUGAUGGUAAGACGGAUGAGGAUGCCGCAUCCAUGGAAGCCAAUGAUUCUAAGACCAACACUGAAAUUGGAAUCAGGCCUAAUGAGAGUGGUGAUGGUACGAAAGAAGAAUCAAGUACCAAAAGGAGACAUAAGAGAAGUCACCUGCGAGUCAAGCCUUUUCAGUCCAGUGAGUUUUGGAAAGCACUAACAGGAACAAGUGCCGCACAAGCCCCAGUAAAACGGCACAGUACUCCAAAGCCUUAUAUGUGUAGAGAGUGUGGGAAAGAAUUUACUCGGUCAAAUGACCUGCGGAGACACAUGAGUUGUCACAGUGGAAUCCGUCCAUAUCUGUGUAGCGAAUGUGGAAAGACAUUUUCUCGUUCAAGCACCCUGCAGACACAUAUUAGAUGUCACAGUGGAGUCAGGCCUUAUCAGUGUACUAAGUGUGACAAAGCGUUUAAGGCGUCUAUGAGCCUGAAGAGGCAUAUGGUGUAUCACAGUGGUAUCAAGCCUCACCGGUGCGGCGAGUGUGGGAAAGAUUUUAUAACGACCAACGAGCUGCAGAUUCACAUGAGGUCCCACAGCGGAAUCAGGCCUUAUGAGUGUACUGAGUGUGGAAAGGGGUUUACCACAUCAGGCAGUCUACAUAUCCAUAUGCGAUCUCACACGGGAAUCAAGCCAUAUCACUGUACUGAGUGCAGGAAAGCGUUCUCUACAUCAGGAAACCUGCAGAAUCACAUGAGAUCUCACACUGGAGUCCAACCUUAUCAGUGUGGUGAGUGUGGGAAAACGUUCACACGGUCUAGUGGCCUCCAAAUACACAUGAGGUUUCACACUGGCGUCAAGCCAUAUAAGUGUACGGAGUGUGGGAAAUCAUUUACACAGUCGGGCCACCUGGUGGGGCACAUGAGGUGUCACAACAAAAGCAAGGCCCAUCUUUGCAAAAUGUGUGGGAAAACAUUUAAAGAUCCAAGUCAGCUUCAGAUACAUGUGAUGAGUCACAAUGAAGAUGAGCCAUUUGAGUGCAAUGAAUGUGGGAAAACCUUUACAGAGGCUAGUCAACUGCAGAUGCACAUUUUGAAUCACAGUGUAGACAAGCCGUUGGAUGGUGAAAAAUCGUUUACAGAAACAAGUGGCCUGCAGGCUCACAGUUUGGAUCAUAGUGGCGUCAAGCCAUUUGAAUGUGAGAAAUCAUUUAUGGAAUCGCUCAACCUGCAGACCCAUGUUUUGAAUCAUGGUGGAGACAAGCCCUUUGAGUGUAGUGAGUGUGGGAAAAUAUUUGCAGAAUCAAGUCAUCUCCAGAUUCACAUUUUGAGUCAUAGUGUGAAGAAGCCGUUCGAUUAUAAGAAAGCAUUUACAGAAUCUGGUAACCUGCAGUCACGUUUUAUGAAUAACUUGGUAGACAAGCCCUUAGAGAAAGAGAAAAUACAUACAGAAUCCGGUCAUCAGCAGACGCAGAUGGGCACUCCGAGCGGAAUCAAACCAUAUGAGUGUAUUGAGUGUGGCGAAACAUUUAUAGAAUCAGGUCAUUUGCAGACCCAUAUGAGUUCUCACAGUGGUGACAGACCCUUCCAUUGCAACAAGUGUGGGAAAGACUUCACCAAAUCCAGUUUACUGCAUAGACACAUGAUGAUUCACAGUGAAGGAAAUCCCUCUAAAUGUGUCGAGUGUGAUGAAGACUUUGAAACAACCGAUGAUCUUCAGUCUCACAUGAGGAGUCACAGUCAACCCAAACACUGAAAGCAUCUACAAAAUUAUGUAUCUUAUUAUCAACCAUGUUAUGUAUUAAAAGUGAGAAUUUAUAUACCAAAACAGGGCUCGAUUUAAGAGAUGUUAACCUACUUGCACCAGGUGCAACCUAAGAUAAAACCUAGUUGUAACAGCCAAAUUCCAGUUGCACUGCUU